UUUCUUACACCAAAGUCUGAUGGUAAUUUUCUUAAUAUCUUUACUCUUCUUUUUUUUGAUCAUCAGCAUUCAUAUUUCUCCCUUAAUAUUUAAUUAGUAUUCUAAUAUAUACAUAGUUAUAUGCAUAACUCUUUUCAUAUAAAAUGUAGCAAUAUCUAUGGAUGCAAAAAACAAAGUGGCUUAAUGCAUUGUACCUGUAUAUAAAUUUGGGGAACGCCAAUGUGGAAAAAAAGAAAAAUUGCUUCCACCAACUUCUAUUUGAAAUAGGAGAAAUACUGAUUUAGUAAUUGACUACGUCUGGAAAACGUAAAGAGCUAUUCAAUAUUUUUUAUUAAUAUAUUGAGAGAGUUAUUGUUAUAGAAUCCAAUUGAAUAUUUUGAAUUAGUUUUGUUUGUGUUUCACUUGUUACUUGUGAAUCCUUAUCUUAGUCUUUUUUGAUCCCCUUACGCCUACAGAUAAAGAAAACAUCAUCAGUAUACCAUGGCGCCACCAUCAGCAUCAUCUGUAGCACUUACACCACUACAACAAUUACAAAAGUUAGCAUUUACUCAACAGUUCUAUUGGUUCUUAGGACAUGUGUUUGCCUUAUUAUUUUUUGCUUUCAACUUUGUAACUUCAUUCUUUUCAACAAGAUUAGCAUUGAAAUAUUAUAGAUUUGCUUUAUUGUCCAUCUUAGUAACUUAUGUGAUUGUUAUUAAACAAAUCUUUUUCAGAAACAAUAAAUUGCAAAUCAGAUCCGUCGGAAGAUUCGUUGGAGAUGACAAUGUACAAUAUUUUGGAUUAGCAUUUGUAUUAUAUUUAUCAAGCUUUAAAAUCGGAAUUGUGUCCGGAAGUCUUUAUUCAUUUAUAAUCUUUUCAGUGUUCCAUGCUUUGACAUAUUUCCAAAACAAUUUGUUAAAAGUCAGUGUAUCCAGUGCUCAAACUCAACAAUAUUUAAACUCAGCUAUAAAUCAAUUCACCUUGAAUUAUAAUCAACAAGCUUUAAUAUUAGCUGCUAAUGCAGAAGUCAUUUUAUUAGUAAUGUCAGUUUUCCAAAUUAUACCAACAAUAUUCUUUAAUUUGAUACUUCAAAGAGAUUUAUUUUUCUUCUUAGUUAAAUUGUUUACUGUUGCUUAUAUCACAGUUUUUAUUAAAUUGAGAUUUGAUUCAAAUCAAUAUACAAAGACUGUCAUUCAACAAUAUGACUCAAGAGCAAACGAAUACUUGGUUAGAAUCCCUCAAUUGAGUCAAAUCUAUAACGGAUGGUUUAAGGGUCAAUUUAUUCCAAAAUACAUUCAUCCGAUUAAGAUUCCAGUUUCCAAGGAACCUGCUAAGAAGAAUUGAUCAGCUGAAAGUAACUUGUCUGAGACAUCAACCUAUUUCUGACAAUCCUACUCAAAGCAACUCAUUGCAAUUUUUAUAUCUCUCUUACUAUUAUUAUUUGCGUAUGUAUCUUUACUCCUAGUUCAAUUUCUGUCUUUUUAUUAUCAGUACUUAAUAUAUAUCAAUAUAUAAAUG
Molecule: messenger RNA, 1497 nt
Organism: Scheffersomyces amazonensis
Lineage: Eukaryota; Fungi; Ascomycota; Pichiomycetes; Serinales; Debaryomycetaceae
Exons: 1
Coding region: 481-1323 (280 amino acids)
Biological process (GO): membrane organization; endoplasmic reticulum tubular network organization
Cellular component (GO): endoplasmic reticulum
Source: RefSeq, a predicted model, not a curated record